AUGUCAUCACCAUCAAAUUCAUCACCUAUUAAAAUUGAUUCUACAACGACAGCAGCAACAACAACAACACAAGGAAGUGGUAGUACAAUUAAUAUUGAAACAGCAAAUAAAAAUGAAUUAAUCGAAUUUAUAAAGAAACAAGCAAUUCAUAUUAAAAAAUAUGAAAAUAAAUAUUCAACAGUGAUUGAAACUUAUAAGAAAUUAAAGAAUGAAAAUUUGGAAUUAAUUAAAAAGCAACAAAAUCAAGAAGAAGAAAUUUCAUUAUCAAAACAAACUUCAAAUUCAAUCAUUGAAUCAUUACAAUCUGAAAUCAAUAAAUUAUCAUCAUCUUCAAAUACUCUACAAAAAAUGAAAGAACAAAUUGAAGAGAAUCUACAAAAUAGAUUUCAACAUGAGAAAUCAUUAUUUCAAGAUGAAAUUAAAUCAUUACAAUCUCAAAAACAAGAUUUACAAUUAAAAUUACAAAAUAUUGAACAACAACAUCAAUUAGAAUUACAACAACAACAUCAAAAAAUUCAACAAGAAUUUCAACAAGAAAUUAUAAAACAAAAACAAGAUUUUGAAAAUUUAAUUCAACAACAACAACAACAACAACAACAACAACAACAACAACAACAACAACAAGAUUUAAAACAAGAAGAUCAACAACCAAAACAAUUAAAUAAACAAUUAAAUUAUGAUAGUGACUAUUUAGAAAGUUUACCAUUGGAGAAAAAGAUUAAUAUAAUAUUAGAAGAAGAAAUAACAGAAGAAGAUGAAGAAAAAGAAAAUAAGAAUAAAGAGGAAAAAAAUAUAAAUAAUUUAGUUGAAGCUGAAGAAGAAGAAGAAAUUAAUAAUAGUGAUAGUAAUAAUAAUACAAAAGAAUUUUAUGAAAAAUUUAUAAAUGAAAAAGAAAAAACAAUUGAAUUUUUAAAUAAACAAAAACAAGAGAUUGAAGAAAUGGUAUUGGAAUUUAAAGAUGAAAUUCAAAGUUUAAAGAAAUUAAAUCAAGAUAAAGAUAUUGAAUUGGAACAAGUUAAAGAGAAUCUACAACAGAUCGUUGAAAAGAAUAAUGUAACUAAAACUGAAAUCAUUAAUAAUAAUGUACAAGCUGAAGAAGAGUUUACAAUUCAAAUCAAAAAGUUGGAGAAUGAAUUAGCUGAAAAUAAAUCUCUUUUAGAAUUAAAGAAUGAUCAAAUUGCAAAAUUGAAUACAUAUAGUGAUGAGAAAAUGGCGAAAUUAAAAUCACUUUUACUUGGUGCUCAAAAACAUGUUUCAGAACAAAAGAAACAAAUCAAUGACAAGUCCAAUGAAAUCUCACAAUUGAAAGAAACAAUUGAAAAUUUAGAUAAGAAUCAAUCAGAAAAUGAAUUACUUUCAAAUGAAUAUGAUGAAAUGAAAAAUAAUUAUGAAUAUAAUUCUCAAAGAAUUAAAUUAUUAGAAUCUCAACUAUCACAAACAAAUCAAUCAUUAUUAUCAAUUCAAAAUGAAUAUAAUGAUUAUAAAAUUAAAGUUCAUUAUGCAAUUAAAAAGAAUCAAUUUGAUGAUGAUGAUAAUGAUGAUGAUGAUGAUGACGACGAUGAUAAUAAUAAUAAUAAUAACAAAAAUGAUAAAGAUAAAAUAAAUCAAGAUGAUAAUAAUCAAAAAGAAAAUGAUAAUUUAGAAAAUAAUAAUGAUCAAAAUGAUGAAAAUUUAAAUAAUUUAGAAAAUGACAAUCUAAAAAAUAUCAACAAUAAUCAAAUCAUUGAAAAUUUAAAGAAUACAUUUGAAAUUGAAAAGAAUCAGUUAAAUGAAACCAUUCAAUCAUUAUCAGAUCAAGAGAAACUAUAUAAAAAAGAGAUUUCAAAGAUUACUGAUCAAUAUGAAGAUUCAAAAGAUAAUAUAAUAAUUUUAAAUUCAAAGAUUCAAAAUUUAAAUCAAAUUAUUGAAACUUUAAAAGAUGAUUUAAGUCAACAACAACAACAGCAACAACAACAAAUAACACAAACAAAACAAGAUCAACCAAUAGAAAAUAAUAAUAAAAUUAAUAAUAACAAUAAUAACGAUAGUGAUAAUAAUAAUAAUAAUGAUAAUAAUAAUAAUAAGGUUGAACAAAUUAAAUUAACAUAUGAAAAUGAAAUUAAAUUAAAAGAAGAGAAAUAUAUUGAAUUACAAUCACAAAUGAAUUUAUUUAAAAAAACAAAUAAUUCUGUUUUGAGAGAAAAAGAUAAACAAUUACAAGAUCAAAAGAAACAAAUCGAAUCUUUAAUAGAGGAUUUGGAAUCAUUUAAAAAUAGUAAUAAUAAUAAUAAUAGUAAUAUUAACAAUAGUAAUAAUAAUAAUAAUAAUAAUAAUAAUAAUAAUUUAACAACAACCACAACUACAACUACAACAUCUACCAUUAGUCCAGUUACUAGUGAAAACUAUAAUAAAUUAUCACCAUAUUCAUUAUCAAAUGAAAAUGAAGUUUUUAAUAAUGAUAGUGAUAAUGAAAAAAUUGAUGAUAUUAAUAAAUUUAAUCUUGAAAAUUUAAUUAAUUUUAAUUCAACAAAUAAUUCAAUUUAUAAUAAUAAUAGUAAUAAUAAUAAUAAUAGUAAUAAUAAUAAUAAUAACAAUAAUAGUGGUAAUAGAUAUAUAAAUAAAAUUAGAAAACCAAUUAAUUAUAUGGGUAAUAAUACAGAUAAUAAUAAUAAUAAUGAUUUAAAUGGUAUAAUUGAAAUGGUGAAAUCUGAUAAAACUCCAACAGAAGUUGAGAAUCUUUUACAAAAUUUUGCAAGUAAACAAGCUGGAAGGGAUGAGGAAUUAAGAAAAUGUCAAAUUGAAAUCAAUAAAUUAAAAUACCUAUUAGAAGAAAGUGAAUCAAAUGAACAAAGACAUCUUGAACAAGAGAAAGUAUUAAAAGAAGAAAUUAGAAGUUUAGAAAGAAACGUUAACUUGGGUAACCUUCAACCAAUGUAUUUAAAGAAUAUAUUAUUAAAAUUCAUCGAAACUGAUGAUAGUGAUUCUUUAUUACCCGUAUUAACAACUGUUAUGCAAUUCACUCCUGAUGAAGUUAAACGUGCCACUGACGCUGUGAAAGCUAGGAAAAAAGAUAAUAAUUAUUGGAAAGUUAAAUUAUUUUAA
This is a messenger RNA of Dictyostelium discoideum AX4, 3081 nucleotides long. RefSeq lists its product as hypothetical. Lineage: Eukaryota; Evosea; Eumycetozoa; Dictyosteliales; Dictyosteliaceae. Bases 1 to 3081 code for a protein of 1026 amino acids. The transcript has a single exon. The record is from RefSeq and is a predicted model, not a curated record. Gene Ontology annotation, cellular component: endomembrane system; cytoplasm.